Molecule: messenger RNA, 1737 nt
Organism: Colletotrichum chrysophilum
Lineage: Eukaryota; Fungi; Ascomycota; Sordariomycetes; Glomerellales; Glomerellaceae
Exons: 1
Coding region: 1-1737 (578 amino acids)
Biological process (GO): dephosphorylation
Cellular component (GO): fungal-type vacuole membrane
Molecular function (GO): alkaline phosphatase activity
Source: RefSeq, a predicted model, not a curated record
AUGGCUAACAAGACGUCUCCGAGCAAACAGUCGACCUCUGAGAGGACGCCGCUCAUCUCAAACCCGUCCGAUGACUCCCGCCGUCAAGCGAACCCCGACGAUGCCUCAGACGACGCCGACCCCCUUCCCCCGGGCCCCUCCCGCCUCCGCGAGAUAAUCCUCUUCAUCUGGGCCCUCGUCGCCACCGCCGCCGUCAUCGUCCUCGCCGUCUGGGCGCAGCACCGCAACCAGACCGGCGGCGGCCAGUUCCGCCACCCCACCAAGCGCAACCUCAUCUUCAUGGUCUCGGACGGCAUGGGCCCCGCCUCGCUCUCCCUCACGCGCAGCUUCCGCCAGCACAUCAACGGCCUGCCCGAAGACGACGUCCUCACCCUCGACAAGCACUUCUGGGGCUCCAGCCGCACUCGCUCCUCCAACUCUCUCGUGACCGACAGUGCUGCCGGCGCCACUGCCUUCUCCUGUGGCAAGAAGAGCUACAACGGCGCCAUUUCGGUCCUGCCCGACUAUGAGCCCUGCGGAACGGUCCUCGAGGCCGCCAAGCGCGCCGGCUUCAUGACUGGCCUCGUGGUUACCACCGACAUCACCGACGCUACCCCCGCCUGCUUCGCCAGCCACGUCCUGACCCGCGCCAUGAACGACGACAUCGCCCUGCAGGAGGUCGGCGCCGGUCCCUUGGGCCGGGUUGUGGACAUCAUGCUCGGUGGCGGACGCUGCCACUUCCUCCCCAACGGUACCGAAGGCAGCUGCAGACUGGACAGCGAGGACGUUGUCGCCAAGGCGCAGGACGAGUUUGGCUGGAGCUACGCCGGCGACCGCAAGGCCUUUGACGCGCUCCAGCUCGGCGAGAAGGUCAGCUUCCCCCAGCUCGGUCUCUUCGCGCCCGGCGACAUCCCCUUCGAGCUCGACCGCCGCAACAUGAGCGACGUCUACCCCAGCCUGAGCGAGAUGGCCACCACCGCGCUGCGCGCGCUCGAGAAGGCGACGGAGAACAGCGACCACGGCUUCUUCCUCAUGAUCGAGGGUAGCAGGAUCGACCACGCCGGCCACAUCAACGACCCCGCCGCCCAGGUCCACGAGGUCCUCGAGUACGACAAGGCCUUCAAGCACGUUUCAGACUUUGUCAAGAACAGCAAGACCGAGUCUCUCCUGGUAGCCACGAGCGACCACGAAACCGGCGGCCUCGCAACCGCUCUCCAAGAGCCUGGACACCUGCCCGUAUACAACUGGUACCCUCGCCAGCUCGCCAAGGCCACCGCCUCCGCCGAGCUGCUCUCGAAGAAGUUCAUCCAGCACGUCGCGAACAACAAGGCCAAGAGCAAGGACGACCUCAAGAAGUGGGUCAACCAGGAGCUCGUCAUCCCCGGCCUCGGCAUCGAGAACGCCCACCCGGAGGAGCUCGACGCGCUGGUCAACGACCCGGGCGUGUCGGUGCAGACCUUCGCCGCCAUGAUCAGCCUGCGCGCGCACAUCGGCUGGAGCACGCACGGCCACACGGCGCUCGACGUCAACGUGUACAGCACCGGCGGCGAGGAGGCGAUGCAGAUCCGCGGCAACAUCGAGAACACCGACGUCGGCAAGUUCCUGCGCAGCUACCUCAACGUCGACGUCGACAAGAUCACGGACGAGCUGCGGGAGAAGAUGAACAUAAAGCAGUUGGGUGCCAUGAGCAUGCAGCAGCUGCCUGCCGGGGACCCCGGCAGCUGGAGCCAGGAGCAGGAGUACGCCCACCUCUUGUAA